Molecule: messenger RNA, 2151 nt
Organism: Cryptomeria japonica (Japanese cedar)
Lineage: Eukaryota; Viridiplantae; Streptophyta; Pinopsida; Cupressales; Cupressaceae
Product: cullin-1-like
Exons: 1
Coding region: 1-2151 (716 amino acids)
Biological process (GO): protein ubiquitination; ubiquitin-dependent protein catabolic process
Cellular component (GO): cullin-RING ubiquitin ligase complex
Molecular function (GO): ubiquitin protein ligase binding
Source: RefSeq, a predicted model, not a curated record
AUGGAGAGGGAAGCAUUGGAUACGUUGCAAAAUGGAAUUGCAAAGGUUAAGCAAAUCGUCGAAGGGAAGAUACCGUCUGGUCUUGAGGAGUAUACGAUGAUUUAUAAUGAAAUCUACGAAAAGUGCUAUAAAGUGCCUUGCACUUUGAUGCAGGCUGAAUAUGAGAAAACUUUAGAAGAUCAUAUCAAUUCAACAGUUGCACCCGCACUGAGGGGGAAAGAAGAUGAGCUUCUGUUGAAAGAAGUUGGAAAGCAAUGGGAAUAUUACAAUCGAAUGGUUAGCAUUUUAUUGAAACUUGUGUUUUUUAAUUUGACCCGUAAGUAUUAUAUGAUCUUCUCAAAACCCGACGAAGCUGCUCAGAGAUACUUUCUUGAAAUGGUCUACAACGAAGUUUUGCGAAGUAAUGUGCAGGCUGCUAUUAUGCUUCAAAUUAAUAAAGUGCGAGAGGGCGAGAGCAUUCUGGAUGGGACUGUAUUGAAUAAUGUUGUGCGUAUGCUGUUGGAUCUUGGGAUGGACUAUUAUACAGAAUUAGAGUUGACCAUUUUUGAAAGUACUAACAUAUACUAUUCCAGAAAGGCUGCUUCAUGGAUAUGUGAGUACUCUUGUCCAGACUACUUGUUGAAGGUUCUUAAGUAUUUAAGGUUGGAAAAAGAAACCAUUGCAAUGCAUUGUUUGCAUCAGAGUAGCCAAACUAGGUAUGUAGAAAUGGUAGCAAAUGAACUUCUUUGCAAACAUGAAAGUCAACUUUUGAAGGAAGAUUCAGAUUGCCAUCCAUUGUUGAGAAAUGACAAGAUGGAUGAUCUUUCACAGAUGUUUAAGUUGUUUUCUGGAAUAGAUAAAGGCAUUCAGCUCAUGGCCAAAAUAUUUAGACAGCAUGUUACGAGGAAUGGUACAUCAUUGGUUAAACAUGGAGGACAAAUGGUGGCAGAGGCAACUGAAAAAGAUCAUUUUGUGAGGAGUAUUACCCAAUUGCAUCAGAAAUACUUGCAAUGCGUGGAGGAGAAUUUUAUGAACCACUGCCUUUUCAAAAAUGCGCUCAUGGCAGCCUUUCAGAGUUUUUGCAAUCAACAAGUUGCAGGAAACAGUGUUUGGGAAUUGUUGGUCACAUUUUGUGACAACAUUUUGACAAAUAGAAACAUGGCAUAUUCAGAUGUUGAAGAUACCCUUGAGAAGGUUGCAAAGAUCUUUCCCUACAUCUAUGACAAAGACAUGGUUGCAGAUUUUUAUAGGAAGAAACUCGCAGAUAGGCUUUUGUCCCAUAAAAAUUCAAAUGCUGAUCAUGAAAAAAGCAUGUUAUUAAAGCUGAGGUUUGAGUGUGGACGACAAUUUACAUUUAAAAUGGAGGGCAUGCUUACUGAUAGGGAAUUGGCGGUAAAAACCCAAUCAAACUUUGAGGAAUACCUCAGUCAGAAUCCUCUUCAUCCAUGUUCUGGAAUAGAAUUCUCUGUUACAGUUUUGACAUCUGGAUUCUGGCCAAGCUAUAGGUCACCUGAAUCACUUCUCCUUCCUGUUGAAAUGGUGAGACAUUUAGAGUCAUUCACAGAGUUCUAUAACAGAGAAAACAUGAACAGAAGACUAACAUGGAAAUAUUCUCUGGGAACGUGCAUUAUUAUUGGAAGAUUUGACCAAGGUGAAAUUCAAAUAGUUGGAACAACUUUUCAAACAAGUGUAAUUUUGUUGUUCAAUGCAGAAGAGAGGCUAAGUUUUUCAGAAGUUAAAUCCCAGUUGAAUUUGGAAGUUGAAGAUAUAGUUUCAUUGCUGAAUUCCCUUGCAUGUUCAAAAUAUAAAAUUCUGAGUAAAAUUCCAGAUACAGAAUCAGUGAUAGAAACCGAUUGUUUUGAAUUCAAUGCAAACUUUUAUAGUAAAAAUAGGAAGAUCCGACUUCCAGCACCCACAGCUAAUGUAAAAGAAAAUCUUGGGAAGGCUGUGUUUCAAGAUAGACAUCAUAUAAUUGAUGCUUCGAUUGUAAGAAUUAUGAAGAGCAGAGAAACAUUAGCGCAUAAGGAAUUAGUGAUGCAAUGCAUUGAACAGGUUAAAGACAUGUUCAAGCCAGAUGUGAAACAAGUUAAAAAGAGAAUUGAAAAUCUUAUAGAUAGGAAAUAUUUAGAGAGAGAUAAAGAAAAUCCUGAAAUGUACAUUUACUUGCCUUGA